AUGCAAAAUUUACCACCUAAAGUAAACUAUUAUUCCAACAUCUACUCAGAUACUUUACUUUUAUUUCUCGAAAAGAUCGUUGCAAAUCUCUCAAGCACCGGCUAUAGAUAUUUUGAAUUCGCUGCUUUUGACUGGAUUCAUAGCCACUAUUACUUUUCAUACUACAACAAUUAUGUUCAAUACGUUGGAUAUUUUAACAUAGAUUCGUUUAGUACUCUCAAAUUUUUUCAAAUUAAUUGUCCCUCAACCAAUAUCAGUCUUCAUUAUCUCUACUAUGACAAUAGACAUCGAUGUUUGAUCGCUAUAACUAGCACCACGACAUCUACUCCAUCACUUGCAUCAUCAUUAGGUUCGCUAACCUCGUCGUCAGUAUCGGAACCAGUCGUUACUACCGCUGUCUAUGAUACAAAUAGUGAAGUUUUGUACAUAUCGGUCUGCUAUAGUGAUGGCAGUCCCUACCAUUUGUUCACAUACACAGUGAAAACUCACUAUCUGACCGAUGUUAAUAUGACUGACGCUUUGAUCGAUAUGCAAGUAUUGGAGUAG
Adineta ricciae is the source of this 546-nucleotide messenger RNA. The record is from the annotation of a GenBank genome assembly. NCBI's taxonomy places the organism in Eukaryota, Metazoa, Rotifera, Eurotatoria, Adinetida, Adinetidae.